ACUUUACUUCUUGGCAACUUUCGUCACUUGCUUUAAUUGUUGUGCUCUGCUCCUCUUUUGGCAUAUAUUAAAAACGUGUCGGCAACAACAACAGCAACAACUCGACUGGUAUAGUGCGUGUGUGUGCGAGUGAGUGUGUUUUUCUAGCUGUUGUUCCGCUUUAACUCCUUGGUCACGUGGCCAAAAAGUUUGAGCCAUGUUUUGUGAACGGCCAAGCCAUUGUUGCCCUUGUGCGUGACACAGUCCAGCAACAAGAACAACAAUAAGCAAAAAUAACAACUACCUACGGAUUAUCAGUUCGCCAGGCCAAAACUCAAUUUGUUGGCCAGCUGCUGCCAGCGCGGCACCAUUCGAAAUGUGCUACUACUAGGCACAGCAGCUGUAGCUUGCAGCAGGUGGAAGUGGACCGACGGAGAGACAGAGGGAGAGCGCAGCAUAAACUGGCAACCAGACGGGCCAAAACUGCAGCUGUGACUGGCAAAAUCUGCAAACCAAAUCCAACUUAAGUCACAUCAAAUUAAAAUCAACAAGCGUCCCAAAGCAUAUAAAAAAAAACCAAAAGAAACGAAGAACAAGAAAAUAGAAGCAGAAGCUAACUGAAGCUUUUGGCCAAAAGAAAUUACACAAAAACAAAAAAAAAGUGGAGAAAGAAAAUAGGAGCAGCGCAUGAAAAUGAAGUGCAAUAAAAGUCAAAUGGCCACGUUAACAAUGUGGAAAAUUUUUAUGGCUCUGCUGGCUGUGGCUACGGCGUUCGUAAUGCCGCUCGCAUUAGCGCACCAGCACUCGAUGCCCGGCGGAGGCGGCAUCGGAGCAGGCGGCGGAGGAUCUGCAGGCGGCUUGCCCGCUGGACACGGCGCUGGCAUGGGCAUGACCAUGGGCAUGGGUAUGGGUAUGGGCAUGGGUAUGGGCAUGGGCAUUGGCAUCGGCUCUGGACUCGGCAAGGAACAACACGUGAAAACGAAGGACAUUGAUGCCGUCGAGGGCAAAUCUGUGUCGCUGCCCUGCCCCAUUGCCGAGCCCCUGCAUGAUGUUUAUAUGGUCUUAUGGUUUCGUGAUAAUGCGGGCAUACCUCUAUAUAGCUUCGAUGUGCGCGAUAGUAUGGCCAUUGAGCAGCCCAGACAUUGGUCAGCUCCGGAGGUGUUCGGUUCACGUGCCAAAUUUCAUUUUGAAUCGCAGCCAGCCACAUUGGAAAUUAAGGAUGUCAAAAGGCAUGAUCAAGGCAUUUACCGUUGUCGUGUCGAUUUUCGCACAGCUCAAACACAAAGCUUCCGUUUCAAUUUGUCUGUAAUAAUACUUCCGGAGCAGCCCAUCAUACUGGACCGUUGGGGUCGUCAACAGAAUGGCACACAAUUGGGUCCCAAGCAGGAGGGCGAUGAUAUUGUUAUCACUUGUCGUGUGGUGGGCGGUCGACCGCAACCGCAGGUCCGCUGGCUCGUAAAUGGACUACUUGUCGACAAUCAAAACGAGCACAAUUCCGGCGAUGUUAUCGAGAAUCGACUGUUGUGGCCAUCGGUGCAGCGCAACGAUUUGAAUUCCGUAUUCACAUGUCAGGCAUUGAAUACGCAAUUAGAUAAGCCCAAGGAAAAGAGCUUCAUACUGGAUAUGCAUCUAAAACCAUUAACCGUAAAAAUUCUGGAGCCGCCCAGUUCAAUGAUUGCCGAUCGACGCUAUGAAGUUACCUGUGAAUCGUCCGGUUCACGUCCGAAUGCCAUCAUCACCUGGUACAAGGGAAAACGUCAAUUGCGACGCACAAAGGACGACAUAUCAAAGAACUCGACACGCUCCGAGCUGAGCUUUGUGCCCACCACAGACGACGAUGGCAAAUCGAUAACAUGCCGUGCGGAAAAUCCAAAUGUGAACGGCCUCUAUUUGGAGACCAUGUGGAAAUUGAAUGUCGUUUAUCCUCCAUUGGUGACGCUGCGCUUGGGCUCCACAUUGACACCGGAUGAUAUCAAGGAAGGCGACGAUGUUUACUUCGAGUGUCACGUACAAUCGAAUCCUCAAUGGCGGAAACUGUUGUGGUUACAUAAUGGCAUUCACUUGGAACACAAUACGUCGGCUCGCGUCAUACGCUCCAAUCAGAGCCUUGUGCUGCAGAAGAUAACGAAACAUUAUGCGGGAAAUUAUGCGUGCAGCGCCAUCAACGACGAAGGCGAAACGGUCAGCAAUCAGUUGCCGCUGCGCGUUAAAUAUACACCUGUUUGCAAGCACACGGAUCGCGUUAUACUAAUUGGUGCCUCCAAGGAUGAGACUGUUGAGGUUAUAUGCGAGAUUCAAGCGGAUCCGCCGCCACGGUAUGUAUUAACAAAAAAAAAAAAUAAACAAGAAAAGAAAAACAGAAAGGAAAAUUCGUUGCCCUGCAACCCUUCGCUCGCAAAGGAUUAUGGUACACUGUCCUGCUGGGCGGCUAACGAAGUGGGAACACAGCAACAGCCCUGUCUCUUUCAAGUAGUUUUAGCAGCUCUGCCAAAUGGCGUCAGCAAUUGCAGCAUCUUUAAUCGCACCGAACUCAGUGUUGACAUACAAUGCAUACCCGGCUACGAUGGCGGCCUGCCACAGAUAUUUGUGCUCGAAAUGUUUUCAACACGCACCGGCAUUACCAGAUUCAAUCUGAGCAACGCGGAGGAGGCGCUCUUCUCGCUGGAGAAUCUGGACACGCUCACCUCGAUGAUGAUGCAGGAGAACAACUCGUUGAGGCUGCGCAUUUACUCUUACAAUCAGAAGGGACGCAGUGCAGCCUAUCUGUUGCCCGAUUUCAUAAUUGGCUCAACAGCUUACAAGACAGACGACGACGUGACGCUCACGCUGUCACCGGUGAUUGUUGGCAGCGUUCUAACCAUCAUAAUUAUUGGGGUAGCCAUCGCGAUACGAAUCUUUGUGGUUACAUUCGUGCACAAUCUGCGACGCAAUCGCCAGCACGGCAACAAGGCGACGGCGGCAGGCGUUGUCGCCCAAUCGGGCGAUGUCUUUAAGAGCAACAACCUGGAGAAGCCGCGCUGGCAGCACACGGACAUAAAAACGAAAUCAUCUGAGGAUUUGGUCGAGGACGAACGUGAUCCAGAUGUAAUACCCUCACAAUACGUUGGCGGCAGCAGCGCUGGGAGCAGCGGCAGCAAUGCCUCCAAUGUUGGCAGCACCACAGCCACUGGCACAGCCACCGGCAGCAGCACAUCGACAGCGGUGGCGGCAGCUGCGACUGCAGUCGACCGCGAUGCGCAUCAGUUUGCUGCGGUAACAGCAUCAGCUACAGCAUCUGCAACAGCAUCGGCAGCAGCAGCAGCAGCAGCUGGGACGCCAUCGGCCGUUGGACUCGUUGGCAGCAUUUCCAAAUGGUCACCCAAUGGCAAUGCAGCGGCCAUGACGACGACUACGGCGCUGUCCAGUGAUCCGGCGAAUCCGCCGGUCACCUACAACCAGAUCAAUGCACAGCGCGCGCAGCUGCUGGCCGCCGUUGCAGCGGUUGGCGGUGGCUGCAGCAGCACCGUCAUCUCGCCCAGCAGCAGCAUGAUGGGCAGCCUGGGCAUGGGCAUGGGUAUGGGUGGCGGGAAGCCGUUGACACUUGGCAUGGGUGGCACCAUCAUUGGAUCGCCCACAUCGCUCUCCUCGACCUCGACGCUGGCAGCGCAUUUACAGCCGGCGCACAGCAGCGGCGUCGGCACUCUGCCGCCCGGCCUGGGCAGCGGCGGUGGCUAUAUACUGAAUGCCUAUGCUAGUGGCAGGCUGCAGCAUACGCAGGGUCACACGGCCACCUUGAAUCGCCAUCAACAUCAACAGCAGCAGCACCACCACCAACAGCAGCAUCAUCAUCAGCAGCAGCAGCAUCAGCCUGGGUCCGGUUCCAGCUUGCUGCUGGGCAGUGUGGGCAGCGUUAUGGGCGUGGGCGUCACCUCGACAACAACCACCUCAUGCAACUCGUCCCAGGAUUUGGAUGACAACAUCAAUAUAAAUGCGAUAAAGGAUUGCCUCAUGACGCAACGUGUGCCCGAAAGCUGCGUCUAAGUGGCGAAUUAUAAAGUCUAGACUCUAGACCUUCGACUAUAGCGCUACGGUUAAGAGAAGCAGACGUACACACCUAGAUCUAGACCUAGACUAGAUA
Messenger RNA from Drosophila hydei, 4096 nucleotides. It is a transcript of the gene side-II, whose product is annotated as nephrin. The record is from RefSeq and is a predicted model, not a curated record. The transcript has 19 exons. The coding region runs from base 667 to 3999 and encodes 1110 amino acids. NCBI's taxonomy places the organism in Eukaryota, Metazoa, Arthropoda, Insecta, Diptera, Drosophilidae.